Molecule: messenger RNA, 4651 nt
Organism: Peromyscus californicus insignis
Lineage: Eukaryota; Metazoa; Chordata; Mammalia; Rodentia; Cricetidae
Gene: Tfam
Product: transcription factor A, mitochondrial
Exons: 7
Coding region: 142-876 (244 amino acids)
Molecular function (GO): transcription cis-regulatory region binding
Source: RefSeq, a predicted model, not a curated record
AGAGUGCCCCGCGCGCGGCGGGCAUGAUAACAAACCCCCGGGGCUCCCACGCGGGUGGCUCGGCCGUGUGUAGGCAUCGUGGUGUGUGAGACGGCGGCUGUCUGCGAGCCGGCCGGGGCUAGCGCAUCGUCAACCCGAGCGAUGGCGCUGUUCCGGGCCGUGUGGGGCGUGCUAAGGGCGCUCGGGCGCUCGGGGGCCGAGAUGUGCGCGGGCUGCGGGGGUCGCGUGCCCUCGCCGCUCAGCUUUGUCUGUAUUCCGAAAUGGUUUUCAUCUAACUUGAGUAAUUAUCCAAAGAAACCUAUGAGUUCAUACCUUCGGUUUUCUACAGAACAGCUACCCAGAUUUAAAGCUAAACACCCAGAUGCAAAGCUUUCAGAACUGGUUAGAAAAAUUGCAGCCGCUUGGAGGGAACUACCGGAUGCAGAAAAAAAAGUGUAUGAAGCUGAUUUUAAGGCAGAAUGGAAAGCAUACAAAGAAGCUAUGAGCAAAUUUAAAGACCAGCUAACUCCAAGUCAGUUGGUAUCUUUUGAGAAAGAAGUCAGGCAAAAACGUAUGAAAAAGCAAGCAUUAGUAAAAAAGAAAGAAUUAAUGUUGCUUGGAAAACCAAAAAGACCUCGAUCAGCAUACAACAUUUACGUAUCUGAAAGCUUUCAAGAGGCUACAGAUCAAACUGCUCAGGGAAAACUGAAGACUAUAAAUGAGGCUUGGAAAAAGCUAUCUAGUGAUGAAAAGCAGGCAUACAUUCAGCUUGCUAAAGAUGAUAGAAUCCGUUAUGAUAAUGAAAUGAAGUCUUGGGAAGAGCAAAUGGCAGAAGUUGGACGAAGUGAUCUCAUUCGACGCAAUGUGAAACGAGCAGGAGACAUCACUGAGAAUUAAGACCGAGAUGGAGUUGUCUUCGUGAUUAGGCACAAGAAACCAACGAGGUCUCAGUGCCUUAAUAGUCAAAUAAGAAAGGCUAAGGCUGGUUGACACCGGAUAGUCAGCUCCUUUUUCUGUAGCCCAUGGACCUCUGCCUGUUGAAUACAUUUCUGUUGUUAUAUCAAGCCCUGACUGUGGAAGAUCCUGCAGAGUUGUGCUUUUUGCUUAAGAACUAGAGAUGAGACUGUCCAUGCAUCUGCAUGUAGUGGUGAAUCAUUCUGUGUGUGAUGGAGGUCGAUAGACUGUGAAGUGACUUUUACACUCGUAGCAGAUACAUGUAGUUCUGUGAAGUUUUUACACUGAUGACGGUUACGUGCAAGUGUGUCCCCCUAUGUUCCAGGGUCAGAGCUGCUUUCACAGCUAUGGCAAAGCUAUGACGUAACUGCUUAUUCAAAGGAGCUUCUAGACUCAUUAGAUGAAGUGAUUUCUAGGCAUAAAUCAUGUGUAGAGUUGAUGUUUGUACAUAUAAGUGAUUGUUGACAUCAUAACAGUUUUUUAUAAUAGGAACAAAGAUUUACAGACAAACUUUUCUCAUCUUUUUCUUUUUCCUAAAGUAAAAACUAAGAAAUUAUGUACUAAGUCUAUGCAUAUUGUUUUUAUUGCAUAGAAUAAAAAUUUUAAUUUUCCAAACAUGGUUCCGAAUUAUGUAUUUGAAGAUGAACUAUUUGGUUAACAGUUUUUUUUUUAAAGGUAAGGAUUUUUUUCCCUGAAUUUUUCAUGUGAGAAUGUUCACAGAGCUUGUGUGGUAUAAAUUUUUAAAUGAGAAGUGUGAAAAAACAAGUCUCCAAAGUCAGAGAUCUGAAACAUCGUCCAUGACUGUUCACAGCCUGUGCAGGCUCUCCAGCUGGUGAGCCGGCCAGGUCCAGACACUGACUGACUGCUUUUCAGGGCCUGUUCAUUAAGAAAUGUAGUUACAUUUUAAAUAGGUUUUUAAAAAGAAAACUGUGAAAGUGAAUAUGAUCUUUAGUGUUCAUGAAUAGAAUUUUAUUGGAACACAGCCAUAUGCUUUCUCGGAUUUGUUGUGUAUCGGUGCUCUGCUACAGGGACUAGGCUGGGAAGCCACAGCAUACACAUGUGGCCCUUUGCAGAGAGUUUGCCACCAUGGUUUGUGGCAUGGUGCAAUGUGGCUACUGGGCAUGCAGGGCUCUUUUUCUCAGUUGCCCUGGAUAUUCUCAUCCUAUCUUAGGGUCAUCACUGGGUCACUGUGAUCUGACUGUUCUUAGUGCUAGCAAGGAAAACACUCUUUAGUCUCCAAUAGUGGUUAGUAUAGCACAAAAGGCCACGUUGUAUGGGAGCGAAGCCCUCCUUAAUCUUUACUGUCACCCUUUGAGCUGGCACAUCCCACAAGCCGUCACUCUUCAACAUCUGUUCUCUUUUAGAGAACAAGUAGUUUCAAACCCACAUCACUGAGCAGGUCUCAGAGACACGGGGUAAUAGUUUGUACUCAUGGGUUUUGUGUAUGGAGGAUGCUCAGAGAUUGUGGACUUAGAGCGCCAGAAGACUCAGGUGUUUGUGUUUUGCUUUGUUCAUGGGAAAGUAAGGUUGAAAUCGCUGAACUUGAGGAGGUAGGAACAGAGGAACUUUCAGAAGGGAGAUGGGAGAUUUACAUAUGUUUGAGCUGGGGGUGUACCUCUGGUAGAAAGCUUGCCUAGAAUGUGCAAGGCCUGGGAUUCCAUUCCCAGCACUGCAACCCCCGAUAGAUAAAUAAUAAUCAGAAUUUUGAAGAUGAAUUAAAAAAUAAAAUAAUUUUGCCCGGUGGAUUGGAAUUCAGGCCUGAUUUUCCUUUGGUGAAGUAGAUGGCGUGGGUUUGAAGCUAGAGUAGUUUGGAGAUCCGAGAAGAGACCAGGGUAAGAGUCCUUCCCAAGUGCAAUUCCAGGAGAGACUGUAGCCCUGCAUUCCCAGUGUCUGGAAGGGAACUGAUUUGUGCCGCCCUUAGAAUGGAGACUAGAGUGACUUAGCACUGGCCUUAUGCCUCAGAGCAGCUCAGGAGCAGCAGACACUAGAGUGAUGCAUGGUCAUGGCACUGUUCCCCAGAGCUCUAACCAUGUACCACUUAGCUUCAAAUCCCACCUUCCCGGGUACAGGAAAGAGUGCUCAAAAACCUGCAGCUUAGUCAGGGAAGGGAAUGGGAAACAGGCCUGUUCAUGAUACUCGGUUGAAUUUGGUUUUCCUUGUUUUUAAAAGAAGCUUACUGUUAAUAGCUUUCUAUCCCCCCUUUUUUCCCCUUUAAAGACAGAGUCUCUACCUCUGGCUGUCCUGGAACUCUCUGUAGACCAGGCUGGCCUUGAACUCACAGAAAUCAGCCUGCCUCUGUCUCCCAAGUGCUGAGAUUAAAGACAUGCUCCACCAUAUCUGUCUUCCAUGCCAUGCCUUUUUAAAUUCAGUAAAUAUUGGACUGGCGUACCACAUAGUUGUAAAUAUUGGACUGGCCUACCACAUAGUUGUAUACAUUUUCUCUUGCCAAGGAUGAGAACUCAGCAUCAGUAAUCAGUGGCUGCUCAUAAAAGCCUGUUUUUAGACUUUUUUUUUUUUUUCCAGCAACAAAGCAUUUUCGAAAGGAGCUGAAAAAGUAUUGGGAGGUGCCGGGCGGCAGUAGCACACUCGGGAGGCAGGUGGAUCUCUGAGUUUGAGGCCAGCCUGGUCUACAGAGUGAGAUCCAGGGCGGGCUCCAAAGCUACACAGAGAAACCCUGUCUCAACCAAAAAAGUGCUGGGAGGAGCUGAAGAGAUGAGGUAAAGCUGUGUGCAGCAUUAGGUCCCCACGAAGGGACCUUGUGCUGUGGUGGAGUGGCAGUGUCAGGAUGUCUGAGCAUUGAGGCUUACAAGGACUUGGUGCUAAUUGAAUUUUCUGAUGUUCACCUAACAUUGCUAACAGCCUGCUCCUCUGGCUAACUCCCUUUUUGGCAAUGCCCUUUGUGGUGGUGGUUGGAGUAGGUAUGGCCCCCAUAGCCUCAUGUGUUUGAGUGCUCGGCCCAUAGGGAGUGGCACUAUUGGGGGGGGGGUGGCCUUGUUGGAGGAAGUGUGUUGCUGUGGAGGUGGGCUUUGAGGUCUCAUAUGCUCAAGUCAUGCCCAGUGUGACGACAGUUCACUUGCUGUUGCCUGUGGGUCAAGAUGUAGAACUCUCAGCUCCUCCAGCACCACGUCUACCUGCACGCUGCCAUGCUGCUCACCAUGACAAUAAUGAACUAAACCUCUGAGCUAUAAGCCAGCCCCAGUGAAAUGUUUUCCUUUAUGAGAGUUGCAGAGGUCAUGGUGUCUCUUCACGGCAGUAGAAACCCUGACUAAGACACCCUUAAAAACAUCAAAAAUCCCUAGUUGGUACAAGUGUGUAUUCUGAAUUGGAAAGCUGGUAUUUGUAUAUUUUAAACGGAUUUGGGUAGUGAGAAAGUCUUCCUGGGUUUCCUCAUAUUCGUUGUACCACCAGGGGGUGCUGAAAGAGCAGCUUGAGUGUAGAAGUGAUAGUGCCCAUCAAUUCUGUGUAGCCAUCUUUAUUGUAAGAAUUGUCUCUUCUUCCCCGACAGCAGCCCUCCCUCCUCCUCCUCCUCCUCCUCCUGUUUACUGCACUUGACUCUAGCCUGUCACUGACAUGCUUGAAAAUGGUGUAACAAUGUUUGUAUGUUUUGAAGUAUAAAAAUACAUAUUUUUUAUAAUUAAACUUAAAAUAUAAAAUGAAUUUAUUACUCUGAAUUUGUAAACCUUCCCAAGCAAAAAGUAAAAUUAUGUACAACUGGUAC